Messenger RNA from Rhipicephalus microplus (southern cattle tick), 2717 nucleotides. RefSeq lists its product as uncharacterized. The record is from RefSeq and is a predicted model, not a curated record. Lineage: Eukaryota; Metazoa; Arthropoda; Arachnida; Ixodida; Ixodidae.
AGCGUCCACAUUUGUGGACGCCAACUUCACAGCUCAAUAUCUCGAAAUUUACUUUGAAUCUCGCGCGCAACCAGUGCUCUCUCUAUCACUACAUGUUGCUGCAGCGACCCGUGGCGCCAUCUGCCGCAGCUGACACAAAAUAACUACAAAAACAACUCUCAAAGAUGGACGCCUCCACGUUUUACGGCGGCGCACGACUUGAAGAUCAUGCUUCAAAACGUCAGAAAGUUGAUGAUGCGACAGCAGAAGAAAUCCUCAUGAGAAUAUCAAAUGGAGAUAUCUCAGAUGGCGACUUUUCAGAUGACGAAUUGGAAGCAGAAAAUGAAGAAAACAUACCUGCCAAUGGUCAGGUGACCGCAUCCACGACCACAGCUGCACUGCCUGCACGACCAGACGCCACGGUCAGCUCGAACGCACCUGCGGCAUCUACGAAGGCUGAGUUCAAAUGGGUGAAGAAAGAUUUUGCUCCAAGUGAUGUUGACUGCCACUACAAUCCUGAAGUAGCCUCGACAUGCCAGCAGCCACUUGUGUAUUUUAGCAAGUAUUUCACCGAACAGAUAUUUGAAGACCUUGCUGAAUUCACAAACAGGUAUGUCCUGCAAAGAGACGGUGCCGUAUUAGCCACUACAAAAGAAGAGAUCAAAAUAUUUUUUGGAAUGCUCAUGCUGAUGGGUGUUCUGAAAUACCCACGCGUCAGAAUGUAUUGGCAAACUGCAACGAGGAUUCCCGCAAUAGCCGAUUCGAUGGGCGUGAAGCGAUUCUUCAAAAUCAGAGGCGCUCUCCACAUAAGCGACGCUAAUGAAGAACGGGACCCGAACAGCCAAGACAAAUUUUGGAAAGUUAGGCCGUUGCUAGAAGCUGUCAGAAGCCGCUGCUUACAGCUUGUUCCCUUGGAACAGAAUAGCAUCGAUGAACAGAUGGUGCCGUUCACAGGACGCAUUGCUGCAAAGCAAUUUGUGAAAGGAAAACCGAACCCAGAAGGCGUGAAGGUUUUUGUACGCUGCAGUUUUGACGGUCUUGCACAUGACUUUGAGUUUUACCAAGGGAAGGGAACGGGAGUGAGCAAAGAACAUGCACAUCUUGGCCUUGGUGGCUCCGUCGUAAUGCGCCUUGUUGAAAGCCUCCCGAAGGCACAGAACAUCAAGUGCUACAUGGACAAUUAUUUUACGUCCGUGAAGCUCUUUCUUGAGUUAAAAAAGAUCGGCAUUUUGGCUAGUGGCACAAUUAGGGGAAACCGCUUGGCAGGAUGCGUCAUGAAAACAGACAAGGAAAUGAAGAAAGAAGGACGGGGAAGCUAUGAUGAGCGGGUUUCCCAGAACGACGAAGUUGUCCUUGUUCGUUGGCAAGACAACGGGACCGUCAACAUGGCUUCUACCCACCUUGGAGUUGGAAAUAUUGGCACCGUGAGAAGAUGGAGCGAAUCCCAAAGGUCCACGUUGACAUUGACUGUCCAGAGUUGGCUUGAAUACUUAAGGGAUGCCAAUAAAGCAGGGCUACUAAGAAAAGAGACACUGGACAUGAUGGCGUUCCAAACAGACGUCGCGAAUUGCCUGCUGAACAGCAAUAAGCCACAAAAGAAGCGUGGACGUCCGAGCAAUGACAACUCCCGAACAGUGAAAAAGAAGGUACCCAAUGCUUCACCACUACCAGUCAGCACUGUUCGCUAUGAUGGGAUUAAUCAUUGGCCGCAGCAAAUCACUAACCGCCGUUUGUUCGAGUCGCUUCAAUUCGAGGCCGUCAGUGGACCGAGCACAUUGGGCGUUCCACCGUUCAGUUGGCGCCACAGCCCAUUCCGGGAGCUGACUGCCCACUAUGGCCACCCGGACACUUGGCACUUCGGAUUCGUGCGACACCAGUGGGGCCGCUGCUGGAGUCUCAAUGAUUGUUCCGAAGUCCUCAAGAAAGUUUUGAGCGACCAUUUGUUCCCGAAGUCGUCCGUUAUUGGAGAGCGGGCCAAGUUUCACCGGAGGUGUCAAAAGGAAGGCGAGUCCUCGUCCGAGUUUGUCACCAAGCUUCGUAAAGUGUCGCACACGUGCCAGUUUGGAAGUGCACUGGACGAAUUUCUUCAAACCCGCUUCUUGAGUGGCCUGCUACGAGAAGACAUUCAGCGAGUGCUUUUCACGGAAGAUAGCUGCGACAAAAAAGGGCAUAUCCAGAGAGCGUGCCGAAGUGGUCGUAAGAGUUCUUCUAAGAAGCCAGGGGAAAGCAAUGCCAAGAUUCUGACGGUUGUGUCGCGGAAAGCUUCGAUCCUCAGUCUGAAUGGCAUGCCCACGGCUAAGCUCGACCCAGUCACCAUACAGAUGACUAUCGAAGGCGUCUUGGUGAACAUGAAGCCAGACACGGGAGCACUGGUACGACCCCAGGGGGUGUCUUUGGUCAACGUGCAGCACGGCGAACAUUUGGCGCGUCGUCCGCUUCACGUCAUAGACUACAAGGAACCACCUCCACUGGGCCGAGAGUGGGUACACGUCUUCCAACUGGACUGGGCGAAAAUAUGGAGCCUGAAUCACAUUUCAAGAGGCGUCUACGUCAAGAAGGAGAAAUGUUCCUUUUUCCAGCAGGAACUACGCUACCUGGGUCACAGAAUCACCGCCCAAGGCAUCUCUGCAACGACAGAGAAGCUUGACGCACUUCUCAAGGUGCCAGCCCUUAAGGACAGGCAGCAGCUGCAGUUGUUCCUGGGAGUCAUCAAUUUCUACGGCAAGUUCCAUUCCUAA